AUGCAAGGGAGCGAAGAUACAACCAAGAAGCGAAAGCGACAGGUUUAUCAGGGAUACUUGCAUAAGCAUGGAAGCACGGGAGAAAAUCCGAGUUCGAGGAAGCGUUGGUUCGUGCUCCGAAGGGCACUCUUCCUCUGUUACAAGGGGAGCGCUGCGACGAAACCUCGUCUUAUUCUUGACGUUGGCGGUGGAAAAGCAGAUUUCGAAGAAGAUGACAAAGGGUCUAGACUGAGGCUAGUAUCAUCGAAUGGACGAUCCCUCCUCCUCAGUGCUGCCUGUGAAGCUGUACCACCUUCUUGGGACUUUCUUGUCUGGUCCUCAAGCUCGUCACAGGAUGCAAAGUUAUGGUUCGACGCGUUUCAAUCUGCUUUCGCCCUCAGGCAAGUAGCACUCUUGAUGGGCAGUGACGUGCAUGACAUGUUCUCUGUUGAUCGCAGAAGUACCAUGGCGGAAGGAGUCGCCGACCAAGCUCCGUCCAACAGCGUCCACAACCCUCGGGGACUCCCUGUCCUGCUCGUGUUGGAGAUGAUUGAGGGACCUUGCAAGGGAGAACGCUUCGAGAUCCCCACAGAGGGAGUGACGGUCAUCAGAAAGCCCUCGGGCAUUUCUGCACUUCAUCACAAGGUUUUGAAAGAGUUGCAGCUUCCUGACCAGGAUGUGUCUCGCAAGCAUGCAGAGAUUCGGUGUGAAGGAGGAGUCUACUCCAUCAAAGACCUUGGAAGCUUGAACGGAACUGUGUUGAACGGCACUCGGUUGAGCCCAGAAAAGGUGGCGAGCGAUUGGAAAGUAUUGUCAGGAGGAGACAAGCUUAUCAUUGGAAAGUGCGAAAUUUCUGUGUUCUUCCGUGUCAAAGUACCCGACGACCCGUUGAGUUUUGAAGAGAUCGAGAAGAGGAGGAGGAGGGCAGAACGCAGGCUGAAGUAUUCCUGGCGGAUGUGCUGGGGGUGA
Molecule: messenger RNA, 948 nt
Organism: Guillardia theta CCMP2712
Lineage: Eukaryota; Cryptophyceae; Pyrenomonadales; Geminigeraceae
Exons: 14
Coding region: 1-948 (315 amino acids)
Molecular function (GO): protein binding
Source: RefSeq, a predicted model, not a curated record